Messenger RNA from Triticum dicoccoides, 4352 nucleotides. Its product is annotated as probable glycosyltransferase At5g03795. The coding region runs from base 2694 to 4262 and encodes 522 amino acids. Lineage: Eukaryota; Viridiplantae; Streptophyta; Magnoliopsida; Poales; Poaceae. Gene Ontology annotation, molecular function: glycosyltransferase activity. The record is from RefSeq and is a predicted model, not a curated record. The transcript is spliced from 4 exons.
UCUUUCUGGAGACCACACGAGGCAUCCUCGUCCUGCUCGCUCUUCAGUCCCCGAGUUCUCAAUCUCUCCUCCUUCCUGUGUUCUCUCCAAAAUACACACCUAAUCCCCAUGAAACUGAGCUCGUUUUUGUUGCCUUCUCUGCUCCGCGCAACAUUUUUCCUCCAUAGAUCCAUGAGAGGGCGUCCAAAGGGCAGGACGAUCGUGCUGCAAGCUCGUGCACCCGCUGCGUUACCAUGGUGUGCGACGGCGGAGACCGGUGCCGGCUGGGGCAGCGAUGCAGGAAAUGGCACACCUCGUUGCUGGAACCGGCCGACUGGAAAGCUGCAACCGGCAUCCGAUGAUGCUGGAAUCAGUAAUCAUUUUUGCUACCACAGGCGUUUGGUUUUGCUGGAACCACCGCCAAAUUUGCAAGUUUGCUACUACUAACUUUCUGGUUUGCUGGAACAAGCUUGAAUUUUUGCUGCAUCGGCGUUUUUGACUUUUGCUGGGGGACAACUUUCAUUUUUUUUGUUUUGCAAUUUUUGCUACCACCAUUUCCUUUUUGCUGGAUCCGAUGCAAUUUUUUGCUACAUUCGGGAUGGAUGGAGCUGCAUGAUAGGGAGCUGCAUCUUAGUUUUUUGCUGGAACCGGGACACGGAUAGCUGCUACCAGCGAUUUUUUUGCUUCAACGGAGAUGAGACCCAGAGAGUUUUUUUGCUGGAAUGAAAUUUCUUCAUGAGGUGCGGUGGCGAGGCAUUUUUUUUGUGCUGUAAUUUGUGCUUUUUGCUGGAACCAUGUUUUGAUUUUGCUACAACGAGCAUUUGAUUUUGCUGGAACCGCCUGAAGCAGAUUUGGAACCAGUUUUUUUAGUAACUGAUUUUUGCUGCAACCAUCCAACCGGCAAGCGGGCCCGGUGAACGGCGCCGGUGAGCUGCUCCGGCGAGCGGCGACGGCGAGCCGGUGAGCGGGUCCGGCGAGCCGGCGAGCAGCGGCCACCGAGCUGCAAUCGUCGCUACAUGGAGCUAGAACCGCAGGGUCACGUUGCUGGCGCGAACGCAGGAGGCGACGUCGGCGACCGGUGACGACGACGGCGACGGGCGGCGAGGGCAGCGACAGGGAAGCCAAGGGGGAGGUGCUUCGAGGCUGGCGCGUCGGCGUCCAUGAAAACUUUUUAUAAAAAAAGAAGACAUUCGAGGGAAAGGAAGAAGUGAAUCGUGCGGCUGCUGAUUGUUUAAUCGUACGAUGCUGGUACGACCGGCUCAAAUUUGGGCCGGCGCACCGGCGCCCAUCACUCGCCUUUGGCAAAUUAGUAGGCUUCCCCCUUACCUACUUGGGCUUCCCGAUCACCUUGGGCCGCCUGAAGAAAGAAGUUCGUGUUUGAUCGCAUCAGAGCGGAACUUGCUGGCUGGAAGGGCAGACUAAUGAACCACGCAGGGCGUAGAGUACUGGUGCGUUCUGUCCUCUGCACGAUCCCCAAUUUUGCUCUCGCAGCAGUUCAGGCGCCGGCGGGGUUCUACAGGGACGUGGACAAAGUUUGCAGGCGAUUCCUUUGGGCACAGGAGGGCCACAGCUGAGAGGUGGGAAGUGCAAAGUAAACUGGCCAUCUGUAUGCACUCCGGUGGAAUACGGUGGGCUAGGCAUCCAUCCAUGAUAUGGAAAAGUUUGCAAGGGCACCAAGGUCUUAAGGAGUUGAUGGGCCGUGCAUUCGCCCAUCCAUGGGGGUGCUCAUCAUGGCGGCGUCUCGGAGUUGAUGACAUCGUGUGUUUGCCGAUCCUUCAGAUCGGCGGCGUUAGGGUUUAUGGAUGAUGUCGGCGAGGCGGCGGCGAUGACUCCAUCAGGUGUGUCUCUCCUUCUGCUCUGUCCAUGUUGCUACGGCGUUAUCUCCGACGUCAUGGUGAAGCAGGGAGGUUUUAUCGUCUAGGAGUACGCGCAAAUGGUUGUCUACGCAAGUGACAGCUGGAAGAUGGCGCAUCUUGUGUUGGGUUUGUUGUUGAAGUCUGAUAGUCCUGGUUUCCUCCUCCGACGUCAUAGUCGUGCGAGGGUGUCAGUUCUGGAGUUCGAUGGCAUGUCUGGGAACAUGUUGGUCCGGUCCGAUUCUUUCAACGGCAAUGGUUUUGCUUCACGCAAACUAUUUUUGAGGUGCGUAAAGCUGCUGAUCAGCGAUGGAGCUGCGUCGAGCUCGUGUGAAGAGGUGAUAUGUCUCCUUUUCCUUGGUGGAGAGGGACAUGUGCUGGUUUUUGCAUAGGAUUAUCCUAUCUUUUUAGUCUUGUAAUAUCGAUAUUUACGUGGCUUGUAACUGAAUCUUUAUUUUAUUAAUGAGACACGUAUUAUUAUGAAAAAAAAAGGCACUAAGGUUACGCUGGCUAUGGCUGUCCUGGUCAGUACCAAGCAGGCCAUGGUUUGGUUAUGAACUUCCAUGCGAUCAGAAGGACAGAUCCAGCUGGAUUUGGUUCUUUUGGGUUUGGUUCUUUUGCCGCCCCUCUCUCCCCUCUCGGGGAGCACAUGUAAAUUUUGCUACUCCCUUCAAGGAUAGGGUCUUUAAAAAUAAAAGGUUUACGCUAAUUAACUCCCAUGCGCGUGUUUGUAAUUGGCAUCCAGAUUUUGCGGCUAAAUUAGAGGUGUCUCGCCCCUAUAAGAUUUGUUUCCCUGCCUCCCAUUUCCUGCUGCGGGGCCCAUCCCUGACUUCCCUCCAUGCCCUCCGUUACAUUCCCCUAAUGCCGCCAUCGCACCUCGCCGCCACCGCGGCACAAUCUCCGGCCUCAUCGCGAGGUCGGCGUCCCCGCCAUGGCGGCGCGAUGAUAUCCGCCUCCUGCUGUCGCGCCGCGGCCCUCGCCUCCCUCCUCGCGGCCGCCGCGGCCACAGCGUUCCUCACCUUCUCGCUGCCAUUGUCCCCCGGCGUGUCCACCACCAAGCACACGGGAGAAUUGUCCGCCGCGAGCUCGACGCCGCCGCCACAUCCAACAUUGGCUACGGUGUCACCUCCACCGCCCGCAGAACCAGCUAAGUCCGCGGCGAGGCCUCGAAAACGAGAGGUACGUACGUGUCCGCAUGCAGGUUGGGGAUUGAAAGUAACGGUGUUGUCUAUUUUCGUUCUGUGUUGUGGUGAUCAGCCGUCGUAUUGGAGGAUGGCGCCGGAGGAGGCGCUGAGGUACGCCAAGAAGGAGAUAAUUGCCGCUGAGCCGGUCGUCGCCGCCGACCCCGACGACCUGUACGCGCCUCUCUUCAAGAACGUCUCCCAGUUCAAGAGGAGCUACCAACUGAUGGAACGGACACUCAAAGUUUACAUUUACCAGGACGGUCGGCGGCCCAUCUUCCACACCCCUCCACUCAGCGGCAUCUACGCGUCCGAGGGCUGGUUCAUGAAGCUCCUCAAGGAGAGCAGGCGGUUCGUCGUCGCCGACGCCGCCAAGGCACACCUCUUCUACCUGCCCUACAGCUCGCAGAAUCUCAGGCUCUCGCUCUACGUGCCGGACUCGCAUAACCUGCGCCCCCUCUCCGUCUACCUCAGAGAUUUCGUCAAGGGCCUCGCCGCCAAGUACCCCUUCUGGAACCGCACCAGAGGCGCCGACCAUUUCCUCGUCGCCUGCCACGAUUGGGGACCAUACACGACCACGGCGCACCGCGACCUCUCCAGGAACAGCAUCAAGGCGCUGUGCAACGCCGACAGCUCGGAGGGGAUCUUCACGCCCGGGAAAGACGUGUCUCUCCCGGAGACGACCAUCAGGACGCCCAAGCGGCCCCUCCGGUACCUCGGCGGGCUCCCCAUCUCCCGGCGGCGCAUCCUCGCCUUCUUUGCGGGCAACGUGCACGGCAGGGUCAGGCCGGUCCUCCUCCAGCAUUGGGGCAAGGGGCAGGACGAGGACAUGAGGGUGUACGCUCUCCUCCCCGGUAGGGUGUCCAGGACGAUGACCUACAUCGACCACAUGAAGAACAGCAGGUUCUGCCUGUGCCCCAUGGGGUACGAGGUGAACAGCCCAAGGAUCGUGGAGGCCCUGUACUACGAGUGCGUGCCAGUGAUCAUCGCCGACAACUUCGUGCUCCCCUUCAGCGACGUGCUCGACUGGAGCGCCUUCUCGGUGGUGGUGGCGGAGAAGGACAUACCGGACCUCAAGAGGAUACUCCAGGGGAUCUCGCUCCGGAGGUACGUGGCCAUGCACGACUGUGUCAAGCGGCUGCAAAGGCACUUCUUGUGGCACGCAAGGCCCCUCAGGUAUGAUCUCUUCCACAUGAUCCUGCACUCCAUUUGGCUCAGCAGGGUGAACCAUGUUCAACUUGACAACUGAAAAAAGAUCAUGUCCAUGUAUUUUUAUGGCACUGAGAUUUUACAUGUAAGAUGGCGGUUUUGAAUGAAAAAGAAAAAUGUGUACAUUCAA